CUUUCACAACAUUUUCACACCUGACACAAAUGAUGAUUUCUUCACGCACAAUGAAGGUGCUUCAACAUUUUUUAACAUGGAUCUACCCAAGUGUAAGCCUAUAUAUAAUCCAUCUUUCUCAACAUUUUCACACAUGACACAAAUGACUUCUUCACACACAGUGAAGGUGCUUCAAUGCUGCCAAAUCUCCCCACCACAAGGAUCAGUGCCAUCAACAACUAUUCCAUUAACUUUCUUUGAUAUCCCUUGGCUUCUUUUCACCCCAAACCAACCCCUUUUCUUCUAUGAUUUUCCCAACUUCAGUACUCAUGAUUUCAUACAUAACAUACUUCCAAACCUCAAUCAUUCUUUGUCCUCAACUCUCCAAUAUUUCUUUCCUCUUGCUGGAAAUUUGGUUAUUCCUCCACAACCCUCCAAGCCCCACCUCAGUUACACUGAAGGGGACUCAGUUGCUUUGAUCAUUGUGGCUGCUGAUGGGAGAACAUUUGACAAUUUCUUGAAGACAUGGGCAUCCAUUCUUGGUGAAGCAGGUAACAAAUGUCCCCCACUCGUUUUGGUGGACAAUUUUUUGCCAUGUAAUGACAGGACUUUGAUCCAUUAUCCAAGUGGGCUGGAGCUAAUUUUCUUGAAACAAUGGUGGCACCUCAAGAGUCUGCAAAAAGAUGUGGUAAAAUACGCUAAUGGUUCAAAUUUUGAUGAAAUAGUAAGAGCCACAUUUGUUGUGGGUCCAAUAGAGAUGGAGAAAAUAAAAGGGUGGAUCAUGACCCGGUCCAUGAAUAUAUUCGGGUCAACCCGGUUAUAUUUGUCUCCCUAUGUGGUAACUUGUGCAUUUGUUUGGGUGUGUUGGACGAAAAUCCACUUAAUCCAUGGUGGAGAUUUUCCUGAAAAGCCACAUUACUUUGGGUUUAUUGCAGGUGGCAUCACCCGGUUAGGAUUCUCUGUGCCUAAAUCUUACAUUGGUAAUUGCAUUGCAUUUGGUCGAUCCAUGGUGAAGAGGGAUCAACUAGUGGGAGAAAAUGGUAUCAUAUAUGCUGCAAAAGCGAUUGGGGAUACAAUUAAGGAGUUGGAUAGAGAAGUUUUGGGCGAAGCAGAUAAAUGGAUUUCGGAUUGGGAAGUCUUGUUUGGGUCGGAGCCCCAUGUCAUGAUUACCGGGUCACCGAAAGUGGGCUCUUAUGAAUUGGACUUCGGGUGGGGCAGACCCACGAAAGUGGAAGAAGUAUCCAUCAGUAAAACCCGUGCAAUUUCACUUUGUGAAAGCAGAGAUGUUUUUCACGGGAUUGAGGUUGGAUUGGCUUUGCCCAAGGCCAAAAUGGAUGCUUUUGACUCCCUUUUUAGAGAAGGCUUGAAGACUUUGUGACUUUAUUGUACUUUUGUAAUCUAUUGUUUUCCCACCUUUCCUCUAAAAUUUUUAUUCCCUAAUAAUUCUGGUUUUGUGAAUUCAUAUUCAACCCCUUUUUUUUUGCA
This is a messenger RNA of Coffea arabica (coffee), 1464 nucleotides long. Lineage: Eukaryota; Viridiplantae; Streptophyta; Magnoliopsida; Gentianales; Rubiaceae. The record is from RefSeq and is a predicted model, not a curated record.